UUGAAGGCCGUUCAUGUGGUACCUGGCGUCACCGCCCGGGAAAUGUGCUCCUAUUUCUGGGACGUUCGGUAUCGUAUGGACUGGGAAUUCACCAUCGAUCAAGCACCAACUGUGCUGGAAGUUUGUGGUGAUGAUACAGUGGUUUUGUAUCAGGUUUACAAACGUGUGUGGCCUACCACGCAACGAGACUCGGUUUUCUGGUCUCAUAUACGCCAAGUCAGUACCCGGUUCCCACCCGGGCAAAGCAAAGAUAAUAGCACGUCCUCGGUUGACGGAACACGAACUCACCAUCGGUCUUUGUCUGUGGAUUCGUGGUCUCGCCCCGAGGAGAGGACAGUUCAUCCGGUCGGUUUGGAUCUGGUUAGUCGUUUGCCCGCCUUGCUUGGUCAAACCGGAGCACAUGGUUCGGAUGAUGUAGACGGUGUAUUGGAUAGCUGGAUGGUGGUCAACAUGUCCACAGACUACCUGGCAGACAAGGUCCCACCUUCAACCUCUCCAACCAUCCGGCUGGGGUUGGAUGUGAUUCUUUACUGUCAAACUGUACUGGCCCCAGUCGCCGACAAAACCUCUACAAGGAAUUUGUUCUCGCGAGAUCGUUUACGCACCCGUUUGGUUUACAUUGCCAAUAUCAAUCCUGGUGGAUGGGUUCCAGCUGCUGGGUUGCGUACUCUAGCUCGUCGUGAAUAUCCACGAUUUUUGAAGCGGUUUAGUGCGUAUGUCCAGGAACAGACUCGUGAUAAACGGCCUAUGUUCUAA
Molecule: messenger RNA, 756 nt
Organism: Echinostoma caproni
Lineage: Eukaryota; Metazoa; Platyhelminthes; Trematoda; Plagiorchiida; Echinostomatidae
Source: the annotation of a GenBank genome assembly